This is a messenger RNA of Daphnia pulicaria, 1561 nucleotides long. RefSeq names its product secretion-regulating guanine nucleotide exchange factor-like. The record is from RefSeq and is a predicted model, not a curated record. NCBI's taxonomy places the organism in Eukaryota, Metazoa, Arthropoda, Branchiopoda, Diplostraca, Daphniidae. The transcript has 6 exons. The coding region runs from base 348 to 1409 and encodes 353 amino acids.
ACCCUAGAACUCCAAAGUCCAAAGACACGCAAGCAAACUCAAGUCGUGCAGCACAAUAAAAAUGUCUGGCAUCGUCUGUUUCCAUGACUGACAAUCGAGUUCGACAACUUCAAAACAUACAAUAUUUUGAGUGUUACUGCUUUGUGAAACCCCCUUAUUUUAGUACGUUCUGGGGUGCUUUAUCCAUUUUUUACUUAAGUUAGAAUAUAAGGUGGAAUUCUCUAUAGCUUUUUUUUCAUUCUUUACCGUUCAAAAUUGUAAACGAUCGAAAUGCACUUAAUACGGAUAGUCUAGAAAAGUAGAAACAUUGUGUUGAGAACUUCUUUCUAAAACACCCUAAAAUUGAAAUGCAACUCUUCACAUGGGGAACUAAUAGCCAUGGGCAACUAGGACAAGGAUUUGAAUCAGAGCUCUUAUCUGUUCCAACAGCAGCUCACAUUCCGGAGGAACUUCAACAAUCCAUAGCUUAUAAUUGUCAAAUAGCUGGAGGAGGCAACCAUUCUAUUGUCACUAGCAAUGGUAGAGUUUGGGCUGCUGGACUAGACAAUUCAGGGCAAAUAUGUUCUACUGAGAAAAAAUCUGCCAGCGUCUUUUCUGAAAUUCAUGCCCUGGCUGGCUGUAAUGUUACUUCUGUUGCAUGUGGUUGGGACUUCACUUUAUUUCUUGCAUCCAAUGGAAACCUUUAUGGAUGUGGCUCAAACACGUUUCAUCAAUUAGGAAUUACAAAUAAAGUAGUGAAUGGAUUAAUAAAUUUACAUAGUUUAGACCAUGAACCAUUUGUUCAAGUCUCUGCUGGCUUAAGACAUGCAGCAGCUGUAACAAACACAGGCUGUUUACAAAUAUGGGGGAUUGAGAAGUAUGUUAAGCAGCUUACAGAUGUUACCGGUGUAGUUAAAGCUUCUUGCGGACAACGACACAUUGUGGCCUUAACUACUAAAAAUAAGCUACUAGCCUGGGGAGGAAAUAAUCAUGGGCAAUGUGGUCAAAGCAGUACAACUACAAAACAUAUCAAAGAGCCAUUGAGUAUUGAAUGGGACGAGAGCAAUGGAAGAAUAGAAAACGUCGUUUCUGGUUGGACUCACUCUUUGGUACUCACCGAUCGCCAACACGUAUAUUCGUGGGGGAGAAAUACCUAUGGCCAACUAGGCAGAGCGUCGUAUGAUAAUUCAUUUCUCCCAAAAAGAAUUCCUGAGUUGGAGGGGAUCACGUUGAUUGCUGCUGGUUCUGAGCAUUCGAUGGCUCUCGAUAAAUUCGGCCAGCUGUGGACGUGGGGAUGGAACGAGCAUGGGAGUCUUGGAAACGGAAACACCGAAAACCAAUUCCGUCCUGUGAACAUCAGCCAUUACUUUCCCGGUAGAAUCCAAUCUAUUGGCACUGGCGCUGGUCAUUCUUUUGCGAUUGUUGAAUAAAGCAUCGGUCAUUUGUGGCAAAAAUUAAUACAAUUUGACCAUCUUGAAAUGGUGUAUUCCAAUCAAUAUCGAAAUUAUAGAUGUUACAUUUAAAGUAUUAUAAUAAUAAGUAUUUUUUCUCUAUAGUGCCGUUUUCCCAUUUGAUGUUUACA